This is a messenger RNA of Antechinus flavipes (yellow-footed antechinus), 4279 nucleotides long. RefSeq names its product KIAA1614 ortholog. Gene Ontology annotation, cellular component: cell cortex; apical plasma membrane; nucleus. Gene Ontology annotation, molecular function: protein kinase C binding. Gene Ontology annotation, biological process: regulation of cellular localization; centrosome cycle; establishment or maintenance of cell polarity. The record is from RefSeq and is a predicted model, not a curated record. NCBI's taxonomy places the organism in Eukaryota, Metazoa, Chordata, Mammalia, Dasyuromorphia, Dasyuridae.
GUCACUUAACCUGGUUGCUUCAGUUCCUUCAUCUGUAGAAUGAGCAAAACACUCCUGUACAUUUGCCAAGAAAACCCCAAAUGUGGUCAGGAAGAACUAGGCGCCACUGAACAACAAAAUUUCUGUGCAGGGCAGAGGGAAAAGGAUUUAUUUGGAAAUCAAGGCUUGGGAACAGAACCAACCAUCAGCUCCAUGGAAGCAGUGACACCUGUAGAGAGGAGGUGGUCUGGAAAGGGCCUGAAGGAACACGGGGGCCAAAAAUCUCAUAGAUCCCCACUUCGCCCCCAGGAAAAUAAAGAGCCUGGUGCAAUGGCCGCAGAACCUAUUGGGGGGUGGGCAGGCCAGCCCCAUGGGCCCUCUGUGCUGGAAUGUAAAGUAAGAGCCCUGAAGGAGAAGAGGAUGUUGUCAGAGAAACAGGCCCUAAGUGCUGGCCUUGUUUCCCAAGAGCGACCCUCCCAGAAGAAGUCCAAGAACCGGAGGAGUAAGCCGGCUGCGGGCCCGCUGAGUGCUCCUUCUCAGGACCACGUGGUGGCCCCCCAGGCUCAGAUGCGCACUUACCUGACAGACAGAUUGUUGGACAGUAGUGAUGACCUGGAGCAGGGGCCAGUGCACAGCCCCCCUGCAAGCCCCAAAGGCACCCAGUUUCCAAAUCAGCUCAGUUUAGGGAAGGAAAGCCAGAGGUUCCCAGAAGGGGUAUGGAGGCCUCCUGACUCAGGUCUAUUGCAAGAGGCCAGUUUUUUCCAAGAAAGCCCAAUUCAGACUGCUGGUCUGAACAGGUCAGAGAUCCCAGGGCCUUGCAGGGAUGUGGCCCAAAUGCUUUCCCUGGACAAUGGGAAGUCGGGAGCCCUUGUGGAACAUCAGGUCCAAGUGGGAGUCCUGGACGAGAGGUCUCUGGCCGUAGAGGGAGAAGACCCCAUUUGUGCAGCCACCUUGCAGGGACACUUGUGGAAAGCGGACAGUUGGGAUAGUUUGAGGAAUGGCAGCCAUUCCUUGUCUUUAGCUGACCGGGUGGAGAGGAACCGCCUUCUUCUGCAGGAGAGGAGAGGCCUGUCUGAACCCAGCUGUUCUCAGCACCACCAAGAAGGACCCCCAGCCAGAGCCCCGCGGGGGACCACACCAGAGUUGCCAGGGGGAGACCUAGAUUGGGACUCAGGAGUAUCCUUGCAGGACUCUGAUGGGUGCAGGGCCUUUGUUCCCAGCCAGGAGCUGCUGCUGAGCCCCAGGCAUGAGCAGGCCCAGCGGCUCCUGCAUCAGGCCCGAAUGAAGGCCAGGACCAGCCCUCUCCGGGCCAGCCAUGACAUCGUUCCGGCCGUGGCCGCGCGGCUCCCUGGCAGCGAUGCUGCAUGUGGGGUGGGCCAGAACCCCAGGCUGACCCUCGCCCCCCGAGACGGAGACGCUCCUUAUGGGGGGAGCCUGAGUGACUCUUCCAGUGGGGAGUCCAGCUGUGGCCAGAGAAGGAAACGAGGGCCCUCGCCCUCCAGAGUCCGCUUUGAAGAUGAGUCUGCCCAAGAUGCUGAGGUCCGGUAUCGGGAGAGGUCGCAACAGCCUCCAAAGAGGGCUCUGGACUCGGUGCUCCGGGCCCUGGGUCAGGGACCCCUGGUCUCCAAGCCUGACCUCUCCAACUACAUCAAUGGGGACUUCCAGGCCCGAGGGGCUCCGGGGGACGAGGCCUCCUGGGGAUCACCAAGCAAAGGAAGCGCAGGGGAGCUGGGCAAGAGGAACCUCCCCGGGAAGAUGGCCGAGCUGACCGUUGAGGGGACGUGCCAUGCGUGUGGCUCCUACCUUCAGGGGGUGCCUCGAGACCCGGGGCUGUUUCCUGCGGAGAGGAAGAUGCCCCUGGGCAGGAGCCACAGUCGGGACAGGGAGGACGCCCGGGGUGGGAGAAAGGGUCAGGGGGGUUCCCCGCCAGAGCCCUCUGCGGCCCGGGGCCUGGUCUCCCCGGUCUGGAUCCUCCCGUCCCGGCAGCGCCUCCACACGGAGCACAUCCGAGAGACGUACAUUGGACGCGUCUCCUUCCCCGACGAGGCGGACUCUGCCCUGGACAGCACCGACACCUCCGACAGCUGCAGGACGGACAGCGAGGAGGCUGGGACCCCUCACCGCAGGAGCAGGGGCAGAGCCCGGGGGAGCGGCCCCCCGAGGGGCCGCAGGGCCACAGGCCCGCAGAGACAGGGCAGGGAACCCCACCCGGAGAGAGCGGAGGCGGGAGGCAGGUUCCAGGAGCCUCGAAGUGCCCCCGAGGGCUCCUCCCUGCCCAAAGAAGACCCUGGCCCGGUUCCUGUGCCCGAGGCCGAAAGCAUCUCCAAAGAAGUGCGGCCCCCAAUAGUGACUGCCGGACAGAGCUGUAAGUGGGCCCCCCCAGGAGAUACUCGGGCACCCUGUGGGGCACUGAAUGCCACGGCCUCCUGCCAGCAGCUGGCGCUGUCUGUGCCAGCAGGGGAAGCCCAGAUUUCAGGGAGCCAAGAGCCCCUCAAAAGUGCGGCAGCCUCCCAGCCCCCCAGUCACAGCAGCCCAACAAGGAGACCCAGUCGUGGCUCCCCGCAGCAAGCCAAGAAGGCCGCCCAACCCUUCAAGCCAGGAGCGUGGGUCCCUACUCCUCCUCCUGCGAAAAAAGCCCCCUCACCCGUGCCUUACAGAAAGGCCCUGCUGGCCCGGAACCUUGGGCCAGACGGCCAGAGGAGCCCGGCCGAGGCUCAGCAGCUCUCCCCGAGAGAGGACGGGGCAGGGGUGGGGGGCGAGCCUCGAGAAGGGAUCCAGCCCGGGCCCCCCAAGAUCAAGGAGCUCCUGCUGGUCCCCUGUCCCAGCACUGGGCCCGGGGAGCCGCGAGACAGCCCGAGAGAUCGGAAGGAGACGGGCCCAGCCCGGCCGGAGUCCGAGCCCUCCCCAGAGAAAAGCAGAGACGGUGGAGUCUUGGGUCUUUCUGAGUCAGCUGUGACCAGCAGCCUCAGCUCCACAGGCCUUACGGUCUCAGUGGCAACAGAGCAACCCCAGUCGAGCAAGGAGAUGGAGGACAAGCUCCAGAGGAUAAAGCCAAGCUCAGAAAAAACAGUCUCAAAACGAGCAUCACCAGGGUCCCCUUCAGGCCCCAGCAUCCCUUCGACCGUUCCAGCCGGUGGCAGCAAGAAAGGAAGCAGUAUCUCUUCGGCACUUGGGCUGAAGAAAUUCUUCUCUCUCUUGGGCCAAACCACUCGCCAAAAACUGGGCAAAUUCCGAUGCUACAGCAUGGAGCAGAUUCCUCCUGCAGCCUCUGACCAGGGCCAGCAGAAUGAAACCCACCAAGGCCCUAGCUCCAAGAUGAAGAAAGCACCUUCACUGCAGUCCCUCCAGCCGGUGUCAUCCUCUCACCAACAUAGAAAAGCUGGCUCAGUUCAAAAUCUCCAUUCUCUACUAGGCAAAGUGGACCGUUCCAGCAGUUACCUGGUAGGGGAUCCAGGUGAGCCCAGAGCGUCUGACAGGCAAGCAGGUGUCACUCCUAGGCGCUCCCUCAGCGUCGACGAUAUUGGCGUUCCCAACCUGGUCCGGUCCGUGGGUCGGAUAGCAGAAGUAUUUCCAGAUGGGACCAGCCAGUUGGAGCUUCGGCGUCCCCCAAAUGGUACCUUUGGCUUCUGUGUGUCCUCAGGGAAUGGUCGGCCUGAUUCAGGGUUCUACGUUCAGGAAAUUGCAGAUGCCAACACAGCCAAAUUGUACUCGGGGCUGCUGGGAGUAGGGGAUGAAAUCCUGGAGGUGAACGGGGCCAAGGUCACGGGGUUGGGUCUGGCCCUUGUCAACCAGCUCCUGUCCCAGUCGGAGAGCCUCUCCAUCCGAGUGCUGAAGCAGAGAAGCCCCCGCCGGUGACCCAGAGGGCUCCACCCCAGCUGUCCUGGGCUCCCUGACAAGGAAGGCUCCAUAAAUUGUGGAAGCUAACUCCACAGACUGUAGGGGGGGUUCUGGGCCAGCUCUGGCAUUCGGGGAAGGGUGGUGGGCCAAGAAUUAAUGAAAUUGUGGGGAAGCCCCCAUGAGUCUCUUUCCUCAGGCAGAGACUCUCAGGGGAUGUCUGUAGCUGGGUGCUUUGUCCUAGUUGGAAGGGGUGAGCCUUGGCCCUUUCAGUAGGUGAGGGGGAAGUCAGCCUCAAGAAGUAAUUAGCCUGAUGGAGACUGGCUUUCCCAACUCUGAAUCUCAGUUUCCUCAUCUGGAAAAUGGAAGGGUUGGGUAUUAUGACUAUUAAGAUCCUUUCUGUUCUAAAUCAUUGAGGUCCUGGGCCUUGAGUAGACAAUGACCAAAGAAGCUCUUCAAUACUGAA